AUGGAGAUCAGCAGACAAGACACCAGUGAAUCUCAACAACGAAAUGCAACACAGCACAAUUUACAUCAAACGAGCAAUUCCAUUGGUUUUUACAAUGUUCGGUAUGGCGAUGAUGAUGAUGACGGUACCAAUGAUGAACAACGUCGUGGGGCUUCUGCACUGUUUUGCUGUUCUCAAUGCCAAGCUUGCAUGUACGGCUUAUUGAUUGGUGCCUUGUUAGCUGGUAUUGCUUUAUCUGUUCUUUUAGUAUUGUACUUGAAGCCAGUUUCAAAUACAAACACGGUAGGCAGUCUGGUCAUGUCUUCGUCACAAGCAAACCAAACAAACAGUGCCAUCGUAACCACUGCUUCUUCUACCACUACAUUCAUGACAACAAGCACCACCGCUUUCACUGCCAAUACUACCAGCAGUUCCAGUAGCAGUAGUAGCUCUACCACUUCCAGUAGCACUAGUAGCACUACUACUACUACUACAACCCCUUGUUUUCAAUGUGGCAACUAUUGCUGGAGCCAAAUGGGUGUAGUUUUAUGUGGCACCAGUUUUAAUCCUAUUAAAAAUCCUACUAGUGUGAACAUAGGACUUGAUGAUACAGUAUAUUUAGCCGGCCACAAAACUGGUCAAGUGCUAAUGUGUUCCAACAAUACGAUAGUUCCUGCAACACCAAGCUACGGUGAUCAUAUCGAUUUUAUUACAAUCGACAAAAACGGCUCUUUCUAUACAAACUGUCACAAUACAUUUUUGGUGCGUCGCUACUCAUCGAGUUCUCCAAAUGGCACGAUUGUUGCUGGAAGUGGCUCAAUUGUUACUGGUACUCUAACUUACCCAGUUGGUACUGCUGUCGACAAUGAUUUCAAUCUCUACAUUGGUGAUCAAGGGAGCAAUCAAGUGAUGAAAUUGGCCCCCAACUCAUCAAGCUUGUUAGUAGUUAUCAAUGCAAAUAGUGCUUUUAGCAAACUAUCAGCACUGUUGCUUCCACAUGGCUCAUCCGAUAAGAUAUAUUUGAGUGAUGAAUCUGGUACAAACGUAUAUUUGUGGGAAUUUGGUGCUUCAACGUCGAACACUGCUUACACAAACGUCGCCACUGGUCCUAGUACACUACGAUAUCCACGAGGUAUGAAACUAGAUCCUGAAGGAAAUUUGUAUGUCGCAGACCAACGCAAUUCUCGAAUAGUUAUGUACUGUGUUAAUUCUACACUAGGCAUUGUUGUCGUGAAUACUGAUGAUGAUCCAGUAGAUUUAGCUUUUGAUUCAAGUAUGAAUAUGUACGUUUUGUUAGAUGACGGAAAACUUUUAAAAUACGCCCGAACAUAA
Molecule: messenger RNA, 1311 nt
Organism: Adineta ricciae
Lineage: Eukaryota; Metazoa; Rotifera; Eurotatoria; Adinetida; Adinetidae
Source: the annotation of a GenBank genome assembly